Aspergillus bombycis is the source of this 2406-nucleotide messenger RNA. RefSeq names its product Zn(II)2Cys6 transcription factor. Gene Ontology annotation, biological process: regulation of DNA-templated transcription; DNA-templated transcription. The coding region runs from base 1 to 2406 and encodes 801 amino acids. NCBI's taxonomy places the organism in Eukaryota, Fungi, Ascomycota, Eurotiomycetes, Eurotiales, Aspergillaceae. Gene Ontology annotation, molecular function: DNA-binding transcription factor activity, RNA polymerase II-specific; zinc ion binding; DNA binding. The transcript is spliced from 7 exons. The record is from RefSeq and is a predicted model, not a curated record.
AUGGACAGUGGUCUACCGACACCAGCUGGACUCGGUCAGCAGAAACGACCCCGCGUCUCCGAAGAAAAUCGCAAACGAGCCGUUCGAGCCUGCGAUGGAUGUCGCCGGGUGAAGGAAAAAUGUGAAGGAGGAGUACCUUGUCGCAGAUGUUUGCGUUAUCGCCGCCAAUGCGUAUUCACACACCCCGACCAUGCGGAGAAGGUCGCUCGGUCUUCGUCGAUCUCUCUCCUGGAACGGAAUGCCGGUCUCAGUCGACAGAAUCUGGUGGAUACGGAACGAAUUCGGUACAUGGAACGGAUCCUUCAGCAUUAUGUUCCGAACAUCUCUUUUGAUAUUCAGUCCCUCCGUAAAACGGCCGAGGAGCUGAAACAUAGACAUCGCCAUUCUUUCACAGAUGCAAGCCCUUCGGUUCGCCUUGACGAGGAGGAUUUUGAGGACUUGGCCAUCGACGAUGAGGAUUAUAUGGUGAAGGCUUUACCGGAUAAUACAACACAAUAUUCCGGAGAGUUUUCCUAUCUGAACUUGUCCUUGAAAAUCCGACAGAAGAUCGAUGAAUGGAUGAAGACAGCAGCACCAGAGAAGGCGUCUACCGAAACAGACCCAUUUGAAGAGCGAUGGCGUGCGACGCAGCUCCAAUCGGGUUCCUCCUUAGUAUCGGCAUCGGUGACGUGCCUACCACCACGUUUCGUAGCCGACUUUCUCGUUCAAAUAUUCUUCAAAUACGCGCAGACCAAUAACUUCUAUGUGGAAGAAGAUUGGAUACGAGAGAAACUGAACAUUUGUUAUACUAACCCAUCGAGCCUCUCAUCCAAUGAUGCUGGCUCCGUAUGCUCGAUACUUAUGGUCCUAGCCGUUGGGACACAGUUUGCUCAUAUGGAAUCGGCCAUUCCCGUCAAUCGGCCGCCGGUUGACCUAUCGUCGAUGGAAGACCAUCACUUUUCGGAAGAUGAAGUUGGCCUGACUUUUUAUCAGUUCGCUUCGAAACUGGUUCCUGAUAUCCUUGCAACAGUCUCCAUCCGGAGCGUACAAGCUUGCUUAUUGAUCGGAACUUAUUUGUUACCCCUCGACACCUCGGGCCUUUGUUAUACUUACUUCGGCCUAGCCCUUAAAAUGGCUAUCCAGAAUGGCAUGCACCGGAGGUACCAGGGUGAAGGGCUCUCGCCUCGGAUGAUCGAAGUCCGCAAUCGGGUUUUCUGGACAGCUUACACCAUUGAGAAACGUGUCAGUAUUCUUCACGGCCGACCCGUAUCUUUGUCAGAUUCAGAUGUGGAUGCCGCUAUGCCGGUUGAUUUUCCGGGCCUGAACCUAACAGGGCAGGUCUCAAAUCAUACUAACAUGGUGACUUUGAUCACCCUAACUCUUAAACUUGGAGAAGUUGCCAAUGAGAUAUCUGCCUUGCGAAAAUCUCGCAGGGGCCAACAGCAGGAUUGCCUUGAACGACUACUCAAUUUACGGAAGAACCUCGUUGAUUGGUGGGCUACACUGCCAGAAGAGACCAACUGUCGAGAUUUGAACCCCUCAGGACCACUAUUCCGCUCUAAUGUUCACUUGAAACUGGAUUACUGCCUGACUCGCAUUUUCCUUGGGCGCCCAUUCCUAUUCAGCAACAUGAAGAUCCUCAAUGCAACCACGCCUCAAGCCCAACCGUUCAAAACACCAUCGGGCGUUUCAAAGAACAGGUCGACACUCAUCACCGAUUGUGUAGAAGCUGCCCUCGAAAUCAUUAAUCUCUGCCAGCUACUCCGAGAUGAGUCCGGUCUUGCUCGGGCAUCGUUCACCGAAUUCAGCUCUUGCCGUGCUGCUCUUCUUGUUAUCCUCGCACAGAGUUUGACGAAGCGAACCGAGCGGCUACGCGAAGCACUUGAAAAAGGCAUGGUCUUAAUCAAGAUCAUGUCAAUGGGCGUGGGAUCUGCACGCUCUGCUGUUAGUGUGAUUGAGACUCUCGAGAGAGCCAUUAGCCGUCUCGAAGAUUGGAGCGAAAGACAGGCACCGGACAAUACCGGCUCCAUGGAAUCAGCAUAUGAUCGCUUCAAGAAUUGGGAGAUGCUCUGGAAAACCGGGCCAAUGUCCCCCGAGCUUGUUCCUUUCCAAGAGCAAUAUCCGGCUGGAAGGAGCAGCAUUCCACCUGUCCCUGUUACUCCAAUGACCGGCACUUCCGGUGGCAACGACCCCAUGGAAGGCGACGUCGCACAUACAGAAAUUACCACAUUAUCGGACUAUUCCGCCUCUCAUGCAGCUUCGUUACCCCCAAUGCCUCGUUUUGGUUUCGAUCAUUUUGUGUCCAACUUCCCGCAAGAACUGGACGAAUUUACCGCUAUCCCCUGCUUUGAACCUGAUGCACAGCAAAACCUCUCUAGCGACAUCAACAACCCGGAUACCAAGUGGAUGCAAUUUACCACUGAUUGA